Molecule: messenger RNA, 2175 nt
Organism: Exophiala viscosa
Lineage: Eukaryota; Fungi; Ascomycota; Eurotiomycetes; Chaetothyriales; Herpotrichiellaceae
Product: E3 ubiquitin-protein ligase BRE1
Exons: 2
Coding region: 1-2175 (724 amino acids)
Cellular component (GO): nucleus; HULC complex
Molecular function (GO): ubiquitin protein ligase activity
Source: RefSeq, a predicted model, not a curated record
AUGACGGCCGUCGAAUCUCUCCCCCUUUCCCUCUCGCAACAGAGUCUAGUCAAGAUGGAAGAGCGCAAAAGACCCAGUCCAUAUGACCAGGUCGACUCAGCUCCUCCGUCGAAGAAACAGGCGACGUCGGCCAAUGGCGCGCCCAAGUCUCACAAAGAUGACGAUAUGCCUUGGAAGGAUGACCUUGAGAGAUUCCAAAAAGAUGCGAUCUACCGGCAGAUGCAAGAAUACAAGAGGGAGAAGAACACUCUUGAGUCACAAUUAAAAGAGAUGCGGAAAAAGUCCCGAUAUCACGAUGAUCACCUCCGGAUCAUUGAUUCUUGGUUUCAGCAAGUAAUUGACGAAGUCAAGUCUCUUGCUAAAGGCGAUGAUGAUGUAGAUAUGGAUUCCGCGUCGUUACCCUCUUCCCUGCUCUUUACGGACCAAGAACAAUUCGAAGAGCACCUACGCACCCGAUCUAAGGAAAUUAAAGCCGUAAUAUCGAGAUUGUUCGGUCCAAACAAACCAGAUUCGUCAGACGUGGCAGAGCUGCAAUCCAGAAUCUCCCGAUUACUCGCUGCAGAAAAAGGUCACGUGGUCGAGUUAUCAACAUUACAUGCGGAAAAGGAAGAUCUGGAGACUCGAUUAGAAAAUGCAUCUUUGCGGUAUAUGAUGGCAGAAAAGAAGAUCGAUCGCGCGAAAAGUGUGACCGUCGCAAAGCUCGAGAAACAAGCCUUGCUGGGCGCCACAAAACCUGCCGCAGAGGAAGGAGGUGCAGUCAAGAAAGAAGACAGUAUGGCCAAUGGAACGAUUGAUAAUUCUGAGGAGCUUGCCGAGUUGGAACGUGAGUUGAACAAAACAGCGUCAAUAUCGGAAAAGCAGAAAGAACAACUCGAGAGACUGGAAGAGGAAAAUGCCAAGUUAAACACCCAACUCACGGAGUUGACCACAAAGUCGGCCAUUCUGACCGACGAGGAUUAUGCAAAAACCGAGUUAUUCAAGCAAUUGAAAUCGCAGCAUGAGGAUGUUAUCAAGAGGAUAAACAACCUUGAGGCCACAAACACCGAAUUGAAAGAAGAAGCCAAGAAAUUGAGGUCUGAGAGGACGACCUACCAGACUCAGGUCGAGAAAGAGGCUCGGACUGCUUUGCAGGAAAAGGAGUCACUUCUGGCAGCGUCUGAGGCUAACCUGGCAAGGAUUCGUCACAAUCGGGACGAACUGUUAGCCGACCAGGCCAUGAAAAAAGCCACAAUGGAACAGGACCAAGAGUCGUCCAAGAAGAUAUCAGAUUUGGCUUCGGCCCAGGAAGAUCGAAUCAAGGCGCUGGAAUCCGAAAACGAGCGGUUAACGGGACAGUCGAGUGCGAUGGCUGUGGAUAAUGCAGAGCUGGAUUCUCUCGAUAUCGGAGACCUGCGGGCCAGAUACUCUGAUCUGGAGAGAAAGUACAAUCUGCUGAACUCGGAGCUGGCCUCGAUGUCGACGGCAUAUCAGAAGACGUCAAAAAUCGCCAGUCAAAAAGUUACAGAAUUCGCCGUUAUGGAAGAGAAAGUCCUGCGGUUGUCAGCGGAGAAGGCCAAAGCUGAUCAAAAGUUCUUUGCCGCCAUGAAGAGCAAGGAGACACGAGACUCGGAAAUUCGGACUUUGCGUUUACAGAACUCGAAAUCUGCAGAAGCUGUUUCUCAGCUGAAAGAGGCCGAGAGUGCAUCAAGGGCACUACUGGCCACUAUGGAGAAGCAAUUGGCAGAGCUGAAGGAUGCUUUGACAUCGAAGACAAACGAGCACCGAACCAUUCAACAACAAAACAUCACGCAAGGCCUUGAAGUUUCCAGGCUAAAUACCCAGUUGACCGAGUUGAAGAAUCAGUUGAUGGCAAAGGACGGUAAAUUUGCCCAGACGGCCAAUUUAUGUCGGGCGGCGGAGGUCGAAGUUGAAGAAUUGAAGGCAUCUCUCAAGGACACCCGAAGAAAUCUCGAACAAUGGAAGAGUAAGAGCGGACAGUCCGAGCAGUAUGAAAUUCUGCGACAAUUUGCAUAUUGCAACAUCUGCAAACGGCAAUUGAAGAAUACUGUGAUCAAGACUUGCGGGCACACUUUCUGCAAUGAGUGUGUGGAAGAACGACUGACGUCGAGAUCGAGGAAGUGUCCCAACUGCGGCAAGUCCUUUGGCAGCAACGAUCAUAUGCGGAUUACGCUAUAA